CUGUAAUUCAUCAUUCGUGGGUAGAUAUAAUUCCCGCGCUGAUUGAGGUGUAUCAUCGUGUCUAGAGCAUAAAGACGGUGCUUGCGAUGUUUACCUUCCGUGGUUUGCCUUUAGGGUUGCUUUUUGGCCUACUUGUGCGCCAAUAUGUCGCAUGCUCUUCAUUAGGAAGCGCUAUUAAUAGCGUCUUUUUACACGUUAACAAUGUGUCGGUUGAGUGUGGCGAUGAUUUGGGCCGUAGAAUCCCUUAUUUCGAUGCUCUUAUAGAGUGUGCUCACGACGCUCAUUGCUGCUUCGUUGCUGUUGACGAGGUGGAUGCUCACACUGAAGGUCCGGGCUUAUCUCGUCUUUGUUCAUCAUGUGAUCUUGCCAACGCUCGUGUGAUGAAGGGAGCCAGGAUUUCUCUAAAAGGAGAGAGGGUUUUUGGCAACCUAGACAAGUCAUUUGGAGUAAUACUGAACAAGCAAGGAAUUUGUGAGAGUGAAGAGUUACUGGGAGAAAUGGCCCCUGUAAUAUCCCUAGCUGCUGCAGCGCGUGAAUGUGACCGUCUAAACUGCGACUACUUCACGAUGUCUACAUUAGAAGGUAUCAACGGAAUUCCUGGCACGGUAAACAAGGCUUGGUUUUGUUCCGGUACACCUAAAGAUGUUUAUUCUGAGGGCUUCAUCACUGUGGUCCGCAGGCGUCGUAAUUACGAGCUCUGAGUUCGUAUUGUAUUACAUGUCAUCCAUUGGAUGUUAAAACCUCUCAUAAUUCGUCGUCCGAAUCAGGUUGUUCGAAGUCGGAAUCAUCGGCAUUGUCGUAGCCCUCUAUAACACUGCGCUUUUUGCAUGAAAAACUGUACUCUUCUAAACCGAAGAGAUUGCGCAACAACAUUGGCAG
This is a messenger RNA of Babesia bovis T2Bo, 879 nucleotides long. RefSeq lists its product as uncharacterized. The coding region runs from base 87 to 701 and encodes 204 amino acids. The transcript is spliced from 9 exons. NCBI's taxonomy places the organism in Eukaryota, Apicomplexa, Aconoidasida, Piroplasmida, Babesiidae. The record is from RefSeq and is a predicted model, not a curated record.